Emiliania huxleyi CCMP1516 is the source of this 1065-nucleotide messenger RNA. RefSeq lists its product as hypothetical. Bases 1 to 1065 code for a protein of 354 amino acids. The record is from RefSeq and is a predicted model, not a curated record. The transcript is spliced from 3 exons. NCBI's taxonomy places the organism in Eukaryota, Haptophyta, Isochrysidales, Noelaerhabdaceae.
AUGCUUCUCACGGAUGACGUCGGCCACAACAACGUCGGCUUUUCCGCUCGGCAUGCUGCCGCCACAAUCCCAGGCACGUACGACUCCUUUGAAGGUACCUGGACCAACUACACUCCCCAUCUCGACACUCUCGCUCGCUCGGGGGUGCUCCUCGAACGCCACUACGCCUACUUCACCUGUACGCCGUCGCGGCAGUCCAUUCUGAGUGGGCGGCUGCCGACGCAGAUGGGCGCGCGAUGGGAGCUCCAGCUGUCAACGCAGGCACUACUGGCGCGCAAAGGCGGUGAAGACGAUCCAGCCUGGUACAAGCUGAUCAGUGGCAUGACGUCUUUCGACAUGCACAUGGGUCCCGAAUACCCAAACGCUUCCUGUCCCAUUGGGAUCGGGGGCAACAGAAGUUCGUGGUUCCCACCGGACUGCCGCCCAUGGAACCCCGCCCCCUUUGGGGGAAGGGGUACGUUGCCAAAGGACUGCUCGGAGGGAACAAAGUUGGGGUGCCUCUUCCGCAUUUCGGACGAUCCGACUGAGCACCGCGACCUGAACGAUCCAGGAGCCGGCGGGGACGUGGAGGCGGCCAUCAGCGUCGGGAUGCGCCGCCGGCUCGACGAGCUCAACAGGGGCUACUUUGAGCCCUGGCGUGGCUGCCACCGCUCCGAGUACUGCAAUGCCACCGUCAACUUCUGGAGCAAGGCGGUCGACUUCCCCUUCUCUGGCCCGUUCAUCGACGUGGCCGAGUGUAAAGAGUGCGCGAGCACCAGCGCCCACCGGCACCGGACUUGGAACGAGUGCCAGUGUGAGGAGACGAUAUGGUCCUGCCUUCGCGACAACUUCAUGGACGGAAAGCUGUGCCGUUGGGUCGACGGUGGCUGCACGCUCUCAAAGGAGGCAGCCCGCUUCACCUACCCGGAGCGCUUGCUCGCGGAGAGGGACAUGCUGCCAGACGCGGAGCACAACUACUUUUACAGGCGCAAGAUCCGGGAGGCCGCGGGGUUUCUCGAUUCUCCUGCGUACCCGUUCUACCAGAGAAUGAUCGGCGAUCAUAAUGCGGCGUGCGGCGGCACGUAA